AUGGCUGAACCCAACAACACACCAUACCCCCCAGCGACACCACAAUCCCAGACCCCUCGCUCCACCUCGCCAGUCAACCUCUCGGAAACAGUCCUCCGUCCCCAUCCCAACGGCCCAGCAGAACCCAUUACGGUACCACUCGAAGCAACAACAGCAACAAACGGCACCCACAAGCCCCGGGUCCUCCACAUUGGAGAUCCGAUCAAGUACAACCCCGAGACCUACGUCGCCUUCUCCGCGCAAUGCGACAUCGUCCGCCCCUCGACGCCCGAACGCCAACGCCCCGCCUUCGCCGCCGCCCUACGGGCCGGCAAGUGGGGCGACUUCUCCGCCGUCUUCCGACCGUUCUGGGGCACGGGUGGCGAGAUGGGCACAUGGGACGCCGAGCUAAUCCCGCUACUGCCGGCGAGCUGUCGGGUUUUCGCGAGCGCGGGCGCCGGUUUCGAUUGGGCUGAUACGCAACUCCUCGGCGAACGAGGCAUCGUCUACUGCAACUCCGGCCUCGCCGCCGCCGAAGCGGUAGCAGACUUCGCCGUGGCCCUCGUCAUCUCGACCUUUCGCCACCUCCCCUGGUGUAUGACAUCCUCCUCCGACCCAACCACCUUCCAAGACUGCCACGCCCGCGCCACAGCCGCCUCGCACACCCUCCGCGGCCACGUCCUCGGCCUCGUGGGCAUGGGCAACAUUGGCCAGCAGAUUGCGCAGCGCCUCGGCGUCGGCUUCGGCAUGAAGGUGCACUACUACGACGUCGUCCGCAAAGAUCCCGUCACGGUGGAGGCCAAGUUCGGCGCGACGUUCCACGCGACGAUGGAGAGCCUGCUCCGCGUCUCGGACUGCGUUGUGCUGUGCACGCCUGCUGGUGGUAAAGUCAUCACGGCCGAGUCGCUGGCGUGGUUCAAGCCCGGGUCAAGGUUUGUCAAUAUCGCGCGGGGCAGUCUGGUUGACGAAGAGGCUUUGGCGGAUGCGCUGGAGUCUGGGCAGAUUGGAACCGUCGCGUUGGACGUGCAUGCCGAUGAGCCGAGGCCGCAUCCGCGGUUGCUCAAGCUGGCGGAGACAAAGGCCAUGCUGACGUGUCACAAUGCGGGAGGGACGGUUGAGACGCAUAAGGGGUUUGAGGAGUUGAGUAUGAGGAACAUCAUGGCCGUUUUGGGGGGCGAGAAGCCGAUUGCGCCCGUGAACCUGCACUAUUUGAAGUAA
This is a messenger RNA of Colletotrichum orchidophilum, 1197 nucleotides long. Its product is annotated as D-isomer specific 2-hydroxyacid dehydrogenase. The transcript has 2 exons. Gene Ontology annotation, molecular function: NAD binding; hydroxypyruvate reductase [NAD(P)H] activity; glyoxylate reductase (NADPH) activity. Bases 1 to 1197 code for a protein of 398 amino acids. Gene Ontology annotation, cellular component: cytosol. NCBI's taxonomy places the organism in Eukaryota, Fungi, Ascomycota, Sordariomycetes, Glomerellales, Glomerellaceae. The record is from RefSeq and is a predicted model, not a curated record.